Messenger RNA from Tarenaya hassleriana, 2605 nucleotides. Its product is annotated as exocyst complex component EXO84A. NCBI's taxonomy places the organism in Eukaryota, Viridiplantae, Streptophyta, Magnoliopsida, Brassicales, Cleomaceae. Bases 252 to 2510 code for a protein of 752 amino acids. The transcript has 7 exons. Gene Ontology annotation, biological process: intracellular protein localization; Golgi to plasma membrane transport; exocytosis. Gene Ontology annotation, cellular component: exocyst. The record is from RefSeq and is a predicted model, not a curated record.
ACUUCUUUUUCCAUCGCGCGUUACUCCCACGCUCGCAUUCCUCGGUCAAUGGGGACUGCCUCCGGGACCCAAUUUUGCCGCCUUCCAGCUCGCUCAUUUCCAUCUCCUUCUCCCCCUCCUCCUGCUUCGACGAUCUCCUCUGAAUUUUUCUUUUUGAUUUCUGGGUUUUUCUCGAUUUUUUUUUUUGUUUGCGAAAGCGUAUUCUUGGGUUUUUUUUUGUGUUCGUGUGGGUUUGGGAUUGAUUGGUAGAAAUGGAGGGAAGAACAAGAGGAUCAAUGUCGUCGAGCAUCGGAGAUUCUGCAGACCUGGAAGCAAAUCUGACACUGAGUGACCGUUUGAAGGUCUUCAAGAGCUCUGGGUUCGAUCCCGAUUCUUACGUCACCUCCAAAUGCCAACACAUGAACGAAAAGGAGAUAAGGCAUCUGUGUUCUUACCUCGUCGAGCUAAAGAAAGCCUCUGCAGAAGAGAUGCGUAAGAGCGUAUACGCUAACUACGCAGCAUUUAUACGGACAUCAAAGGAGAUAUCAGCUCUUGAAGGGCAACUUCUCUCCAUGAGAAACCUUCUUUCUGCUCAAGCAGCUCUUGUUCACGGCUUAGCGGAUGGUGUUCAUAUCAGUUCCUUGUGUGCGGACGAUGCUGAUGACUUAACAGAUGAAGUCCUCUACGAUAUAGAGAACAAACAGUUGUCCAGUAUAGAGAACUGGGUCAUUGAGUUCUUCGACAGACUUGAAGUUCUCUUAGCAGAGAAGAGAGUGGAAGAAGCCAUGGCUGCUUUAGAAGAAGGGCGUCAAGUAGCAGCAGAGGCUAACGAGAGGCGCAGUCUUAGCCCUAACGCUCUUCUUUCUCUGAACAACGCUAUCAGAGAGAAAAGACAGGAACUAGCAGACCAAUUGGCUGAAUCAAUAUGCCAACCUUCCACAAGAGCAGGUGAGCUAAGAUCGACAGUAUUGGCUCUCAAGAAACUCGGGGACGGUCCUCGUGCUCAUACAUUGCUUCUUCGCUCUUACGAGAAGAGGCUUCAAGCCAACAUUCAAAGCCUUAGAGCCUCCAACACAUCUUACGGGGUAGCUUUUGCUGCUGCUCUCUCGCAGCUCGUUUUCUCAACCAUUGCUCAAGCUUCGAGCGAUUCUCUUGCCGUUGUAGGAGAAGAAGAGCCUGCUUAUUCAUCCGAGCUCGUGACUUGGUCGGUUAAACAAGCAGAAUCUUUCGCUCUUUUACUGAAAAGACAUACAUUGGCUUCAUCCGCUGCUGCAGGGAGUUUACGGGUCACUGCUGAAUGCAUCCAACUCUGUUCAUCCCAUUGCUCAUUGCUGGAAUCUCGAGGUUUAGCUCUUGCUCCUGUGUUGCUGAAACAUUUCAGGCCAUGUGUGGAACAGGCAUUGACUGGAAAUCUCAAGAGAAUCGAACAAAGCAGCGCCGCUUUAGCUGCUUCGGAUGAUUGGAUGCUCACUUAUACACCGACUGGUUCACGGGCUUCGUCCACUGCACAGAUUGCACCUCAUCUGAAGCUUUCUGUAAGCGCUAUCCGAUUCAAUUCCAUGGUUCAGGAGUUUCUGGAGGAUGCAGGGCCACUGGAUGAAGUGCUUCAAUUAGACGGGGUUGCACUGGACGGUGUUUUGCAGGUGUUUAAUGCGUACGUCGAUCUUUUAAUCAAUGCUUUACCCGGUUCAGCUGAAACAGAGGAGAAUCCAGUCCAUAGAAUAGUUAAAGUGGCUGAAACUGAAGCUCAACAAACGGCAUUGUUAGCGAAUGCUCUUCUGUUAGCUGAUGAGUUGAUACCACGUUCCGCUUCAAAGAUUCUGUCCUCAAACACUGGCCAAUCCACUCCUAGCAAAGACAGACAGAACAGGCCAGAGCAAAGGGAGUGGAAGAGGAAGCUCCAAAGAUCAGUGGAUCGCUUAAGAGACAGCUUCUGUAGACAACAUGCUCUUGAACUCAUCUUUACCGAAGAAGGAGAGGUACGUCUCAGUUCUCAGAUGUACAUUGCUAUGGACGAAAUCGUGGAAGAGCCCGAAUGGUUUCCCUCUCCGAUUUUCCAGGAACUGUUUGCCAAACUGACAAGAAUAGCGAGCAUUGCCAGCGACAUGUUCGUGGGGAGAGAAAGAUUCGCAACAAUAUUGUUGAUGAGACUGAUGGAGACGGUGAUUCUAUGGAUCUCAGAUGAUCAGACAUUCUGGGAAGAGAUCGAAACGGGUCCUAAACCUCUGGGUCCUCAUGGUCUUCAACAGUUUUAUCUGGACAUGGAGUUUGUCAUGAUCUUUGCUUCACAAGGACGGUACUUGUCUCGAAACCUUCAUCAAGUCAUCAAGAACAUCAUAGCUCGAGCCAUUGAAGCUGUUGCAGCCACUGGACUUGACCCGUACAGGACGUUGCCUGAGGACGAGUGGUUUGCAGAAGUGGCUCAGAUAGCGAUAAAGAUGUUGACCGGAAAAGCCAAUUUCGGUGGCCACGUGGAGCGUGACGUCACCAGUCCCUCUGUUUCCUCUGCUAAAUCUUACACUAGCAAUUAAUCACUUUUUUAUAGUGAUAACCAUGUUUUUAGUAUCUCUGUUUAACUGUAUGAUGUCUUUCCUAAAUUGUCAAUAAUAUUUUUACUCAAUACCAA